This is a messenger RNA of Cynara cardunculus var. scolymus (artichoke), 2681 nucleotides long. Its product is annotated as protein NRT1/ PTR FAMILY 6.4. Bases 701 to 2470 code for a protein of 589 amino acids. Gene Ontology annotation, molecular function: nitrate transmembrane transporter activity. The transcript has 5 exons. The record is from RefSeq and is a predicted model, not a curated record. Gene Ontology annotation, cellular component: membrane. Gene Ontology annotation, biological process: response to nitrate; transmembrane transport. Lineage: Eukaryota; Viridiplantae; Streptophyta; Magnoliopsida; Asterales; Asteraceae.
UAUAGUUAGACAUGGGCAGCAUGAAAAGACGACAAUGCCCACAUAAAAAGCAUGAUUUGAAAUCAGAUUAUUGUGUACACAAUCAAUCUGCAAAAUGUUAAAUCAAGAAAAGGUGUAGUGUUGUGUUGGUUGGGUGGACCCAGUCAGAGAUUGGAUCCAACUUUGUGAUUGUAACAAGGGACCAACAAAGGACCACUGCUGAUUAGGUGUAAUCAGUGGCACCACAAGGAAGUUUUUCAAGAUAAACCACAUAAAGGAACAUGACAAACUAGCAAUCAAUACAAAUCCGACCCGUUACUGAACACAAAUCAUCACCACUUAAUUCACGUAAGGUCGAGUCAGCUAACUAUAGAGACCGUGUGCUAAUGAAUCAAAUUAAAACGUUAAAUACCCACCAAGAGAAAUGAACACGAAACCCUGUAUUAUGUUAACACAUUUCAGGAGAAGUUUUUUUUUCUAAAUUUGUGUUUCUUGAUGUUAUUGAGAUUUAGAGAACUUGAAGCAGGAUUCUCCACCUGAGAACAGCUAAAGUGGUAUACCCAAAGAUUUGGGAGACUUCUUUUCCUAAAAAUCUUAUCAUAUAUACUACUUUUCCCCCAACCUUCUUUUACUGUACCUUCCACUUCUCCUUUUAUCCUACAAAUUUCCUCUAUAUCUUCAACAUCUCAUUACCAUCUCUCUCAACCCACACACUCCUAAAAUGGUUCUGGCGGUUUCUCAUGCUGACAAAGAUGAUACAGCCGUGGAUUUCCGAGGAAACCCUGUGGAUAACUCUAAAACAGGUGGCUGGCUGGCGGCCGGACUCAUUUUAGGAACUGAGCUUUCGGAAAGAAUAUGUGUGAUGGGGAUAUCAAUGAAUUUGGUGACAUACCUGGUUGGAGACUUGCAUCUUUCCUCAUCAAAAUCUGCAAACACGGUGACAAAUUUCAUGGGAGCUCUCAAUAUUUUAGCCCUUUUUGGAGGAUUCUUGGCAGAUGCUAAACUUGGCCGAUACUUGACCAUUGCUAUAUUUGCAUCUAUAUGUGCUCUGGGGGUGACACUAUUGACACUGGCAACAACCAUUCCUAGCAUGAAGCCUCCUCAUUGUGAGAACCCCAGGAAACAACAAUGCAUAGAAGCCAGUGGAGGUCAACUAGCACUGCUUUACGCAGCUCUUUACACCAUAGCAUUAGGUGGUGGCGGCAUAAAGUCAAACGUUUCAGGAUUUGGGUCCGACCAAUUUGACAUUUCAGACCCUAAAGAGGAGAAGGCAAUGGUCUACUUCUUCAAUAGGUUCUACUUCUGCAUCAGUCUUGGCUCUCUUUUUGCAGUAACAGUAUUGGUGUAUAUACAAGACAAUGUGGGAAGAGGAUGGGGGUACGGAAUAUCGGCAGGGACUAUGAUUAUAGCUGUCCUUGUGCUGCUAUGCGGGACAGCUCUGUAUCGAUUCAAGAAACCCCAAGGGAGCCCACUAACCGUCAUAUGGAGGGUGGUGUUUUUGGCCAUAAAAAACAGAAGUCUCCCUCACCCUGAGAACCCUGCCCUCCUGAACGACUAUAACAACUCAAAAGUUCCACACACAAAGAAACUCAGGCGUCUUGACAAGGCUGCAAUACUAAAUGAUUAUGCAGCUUCAGACGAAAACAGAAGCAAUCCAUGGAUAGUUUCAACUGUAACACAAGUUGAAGAAGUGAAAAUGGUUGUAAGUCUCAUCCCUAUAUGGUCCACAUGUAUCCUCUUCUGGACAGUUUACUCUCAAAUGAACACGUUCACUAUUGAGCAAGCCACUCUCAUGAACCGAAAGGUUGCUGGCUUUAGUAUACCUGCAGGCUCUUUCUCCGUUUUCCUCUUCAUAUCAAUUCUCCUGUUUACCUCCCUUAAUGAAAGGGUAAUUGUUCGCAUUGCUCGUAAGAUCACCCAUGAUCCAAAAGGACUCAGAAGUCUUCAACGAGUUGGAAUUGGCCUUGUCCUCUCUGUGGUAGGGAUGAUUGCUUCUGCUAUCGUUGAGAAGAGAAGAAGGGACAUGCAUCACAAUCAAAUGACUGAAAUUUCAGCUUUCUGGCUAGUCCCUCAAUUUUUCUUGGUCGGUGCUGGUGAAGCUUUUGCUUAUGUUGGCCAGCUUGAAUUUUUUAUUAGAGAAGCACCAGAGAGGAUGAAGUCCAUGAGCACAGGGCUAUUCCUAAGUACUCUAGCUAUGGGGUACUUUAUGAGCAGCGUACUAGUGUCGUUGACAGACAUGGCAACCAAUGGGAGCUGGCUUAGAAAUAACUUGAACAAAGGCAGGUUGGAGAAAUUCUAUUGGUUGCUUGCGAUUCUGGGAGCAAUAAACUUUUUGGCUUUUCUUGUUUUAGCAUCAAAACACCAGUAUAAAGUGCAGAACUAUACUGGACCAAAUAAUGGUCAGGAGAAAGAGAUCGAGAAUUGGAAUAUUGAGAUGGUUGAUGACAUAGAGGCAAAGAAGGCAAACAUCGACAGGAAAGAAGAAGCUUAGUGCAUACUUUUCUAGAUACACUAGUAUAUUUUGGUGCUAGAUGUUUGGUGUUGCUUUUGAAUUAUUUCUAUAUGCUUUGUUGAUAUGUGACAUAUUACUACAUUCUCUUUCCUUGUAAUUUUCAUGCCCUGCAGCAUUCCUACAGAUGCAAUACUCCUAGAACAUUCAUUGUGCUAACUUGCACAAAAAUUUGAACCAAUUUUAAGCCCCA